Molecule: messenger RNA, 762 nt
Organism: Puccinia triticina
Lineage: Eukaryota; Fungi; Basidiomycota; Pucciniomycetes; Pucciniales; Pucciniaceae
Exons: 4
Coding region: 1-762 (253 amino acids)
Biological process (GO): iron-sulfur cluster assembly
Cellular component (GO): mitochondrion; cytoplasm
Molecular function (GO): 2 iron, 2 sulfur cluster binding
Source: RefSeq, a predicted model, not a curated record
AUGCCAGUGCUGUGGCUCGAGCCUCAGAACCAGCGGUCCGGACUCUGCACCGACAACCCUCCACUCAUACCAGCACCCACCAUCAUCGACAGCUACUACCUCACACUAACAGCCACCUAUCCAGCAGACUCGAUGUCAGUCUCCCUACCCAGCAGCUUCAUCCGGAAACUCGCACAGGCAUCAUCAUCAUCCUCACCAUUGCCCGCCUCGAUCAGCCGAACGGCCACGAGGUCGCUCAGAUGUUCAGCCUUCAUUCACCACCAAAGCCCUUCCACCAUCUCUCCGCAGGAAACAAUCAGCAGAUCUAUCAACCAAGCCAGCUAUCGACUGUCUCCCUCACAGCCCAGCAAACUACCUCCCUCACAGCCCACCAAUGUACCAGCUUCACCAAUCAAACGAACUCCCCGGGCGACCAAACCAACCAAGCAAGUCAUUAACCUGACUCCUAGGGCGAUUGAUCACCUCUCGACUCUGCUAGACGGGCCCAAUCCGAAGUUGAUCCGGAUUGGGGUGAAGAACAAAGGCUGUGCUGGGAUGGCAUACAACCUAGACUAUGUAGACCAGCCGGGGAAGUUUGAUGAAGUCGUGGUGACUAAAAACCAGGCCGGACAGGAAAUCAAAGUCUUAAUCGACUCACGCGCUUUGUUUAGCAUCAUCGGAAGCACCAUGGACUGGCAGGAGAGUAAAUUGGGCAACAAAUUUGUCUUUGACAAUCCAAAUAUCAAAGAAGAAUGUGGCUGUGGUGAAAGCUUCUUAGUCUGA